AUAGAACAGUUAAACUUCCCUAACACCAUACAAGCAGCCCCGAACAGAACCAUACCAGCAAAGAACAGAACCAUCCCAUAACAGAUGCAACCAGCCCUGCAUGAUACAGUUGUACAACCCCAACUCCAUCCCAGCAGCAGCCCAGAGCAACUUUAAUGUUAAAGAUCGACAACAUCCCAGCAGCUCAGUGUAAUUUACCCAUAAAAAUAUAUUAUUGGGUUAUAGACCAAUAACAUAACGUAUAAUUUUUGUUUGUAUACGAGUAUAAUAAUGUCAAACUAAUGCAGUUCCUUCUGUUUCAUCAAACAAAUAUCAACUAAUGUAUGAACUUCCUCCUGUAUACUUGACAUUUUAUCUUUGUUAAAUUAAUUAUAGCUUAUUGUACGCGUAUUUUUCAAUUUGUUCCACAGAGCAGAGGCAAGGCUAUUCGUCAUCGAAUCUCAUCCUCCAAUCAAUUUAUUAUUAGAGACAAGCAAUUGAAGAGAGACAUAAGGAAGGAAAAACAAAAAUGAUUGGUUUGGACCAAAUCCUUAGCAAAUCUUCGUACCUAAUCACAAUAGGCUGCAAAAUAGCCUGGCAGCACAUUGGCUAUGCGAUUGACUACAAGAAGAACAUUCAAAAUCUCCUAGAUGAAACCGAAAAAUUUGAAAAUGAGCUAACAAGGAUCGAUGGAAGGGUCGAGAGAGCCAAAAACAAUGGAGAAAUCCCUGAGGCUGAUGUUCUGCAAUGGAUAGAGUCAGCGAACGGGAUUAAAGGAGAUGUGGAGGCAUUACUAGUAGACGCAACAAGAGAAAACAUGUGGUGCCUCAAAUGUUGUCCGAAUGUUUCUCGGCGUUACAAGCUAGGCAAGGAAUCCAAAGAGAAGACAACUCGUGUUAUUAUUCUCAAAGACAGCGGCAAACAGUAUAUGACAAUAGAAGUGGCACAGCGCACACCUCCUUUGAAAUUUGGGUACUAUUUCUCCCAAGGUUACGUGGCUUUUGAUUCAAGAGCAGAGAUCUUUGAGGAGAUCAUGAAAGCGUUGGCCGAUCCUUGCAUUAAAAUGAUUGGUCUAUAUGGACCAGGUGGUGUUGGCAAGACCACAAUGGCAACAAAGGUUGGCAAGCUAGCAAAGCAAAAUGGGCUAUUUGAUGAUGUUGCGAUGGCAACUAUCUCCCAAACCCUGAAUGCGAAAGCUGUUAAAGAAAAGGUUGCACUCCAAUUGGACUUGACACUAAAUGGAAACGCAUAUCAACUAUAUCAUAGAUUAAACAAUGGGAAAAGGAACCUCGUAAUAUUGGACGACGUUUGGAAACCACUUAACUUGGUGGACAUUGAAAUUCCAAUUGCUGAUGGUAAUAAGGGCUGUAAAGUUGUGAUAACAUCACGGAAAAGAGGUUUGUGCCAAAAGAUGUCAGUGCCAGUUGAUCAAGAAGAUUCCUUGAAUGCAGUCUUAGCAGAGCCAGAAGCAUGGACCAAAGAGUUCCUAAUGGGAGUCUUACGAGAGUCAGAAGCAUGGACCCUAUUUAAGAAAGUCGCCGCAAUUUCUGUGGACUCUGAAAUCCCUUCUGAAGCAAAGGAAGUGUGUGACAAAUGUGGAGGCUUACCAGUUGCUAUACGUGCAGUUGCAGCAUCAUUAAAAGGCAAGGGAAAGCAUGCGUGGAAAGAUGCACUUCGACAACUUAAAAAUUACAAGAUAAAAGAAAUUGCAGAUAUCGAUCAAAAUUUGUUAAUCUCAUUAAAAUGGAGCUAUGAUCGUCUAGAGCCCAAGGAUGCACGAUCAUGCUUCUUGCUUUGUUCUUUGUUUCCGGAAGAUGCUGAGAUUUCAAUUGACGACUUGGUGAGAUAUAGCUUUGGGAUGGGGUUACUUGAUCAAGACCUGAAUGCAUUUGAUGAGGUAACAAAUAGAGUACUUGCCAUGGUUGAUGUCCUCAAAACAUCUUGUUUGUUGUUAGAUGACACAGAUGAAAGUGUGGUCAAAAUGUGUUAA
Molecule: messenger RNA, 1969 nt
Organism: Camellia sinensis
Lineage: Eukaryota; Viridiplantae; Streptophyta; Magnoliopsida; Ericales; Theaceae
Source: RefSeq, a predicted model, not a curated record